AUGGCAUUUGCUGCAUCGCGCCACAUGCUGGAAAAGGUGAAAAUUUUUCCUCUCCUGGUAGUCAUGGUCAUGGUCAAGGUCCUCGGCAAGGAAUCGGCGGCAGAUACGAGCGAUGAGCUGGCCAUGACAACAGAAUCGCGACUGGCAUCUUUAGCGGCCGUGAGACAAAGGUAUUUUUGGGACACUCUGCGCCACGAGUGGGUCAACUCUGCAUCCACAUCCGCCAUAUCGGGAGUGCAACGCCUGUUAGCUAUUACUGCAUUCAAUCGCCAUGAUGACCAAGCCGUACCUGUACGGAAAUAA
Molecule: messenger RNA, 303 nt
Organism: Exserohilum turcica Et28A
Lineage: Eukaryota; Fungi; Ascomycota; Dothideomycetes; Pleosporales; Pleosporaceae
Exons: 1
Coding region: 1-303 (100 amino acids)
Source: RefSeq, a predicted model, not a curated record